Molecule: messenger RNA, 4374 nt
Organism: Pygocentrus nattereri (red-bellied piranha)
Lineage: Eukaryota; Metazoa; Chordata; Actinopteri; Characiformes; Serrasalmidae
Gene: setdb1b
Product: SET domain bifurcated histone lysine methyltransferase 1b
Exons: 22
Coding region: 221-3883 (1220 amino acids)
Biological process (GO): negative regulation of gene expression; heterochromatin organization
Cellular component (GO): nucleus
Molecular function (GO): zinc ion binding; protein binding; histone H3K9 methyltransferase activity
Source: RefSeq, a predicted model, not a curated record
GUUUUCAGCCGACUGUUUCCCACCGAGGCGGCGCAGAGGGAGCGGGUUAACGAGACAAAACCCGGCCUGCCGUCUCACUGGUUUAGUCUCAGAUGGCUCUCAUACAUAGCCGACUAUAUUUUUUAUAAUCCUAAUAAAUAAACGCGUUCAUGUGAUUUAAGCGCCUAGAACCAGAGCAAUUCACUACGGAGCUGCUGGGGAGGUCGGGCUUUGUUGAGUUAUGGAGGUGGACGCAGGUUUGGGCUCAGGCCUGGAGAUGGAGUUGGGUCCGGAGCUGGAGGAAGAGUUGGGGAUUUCUCUGGACGAGCUGCGGAAAUGGAUCGAGGAGCAGGUGGACAGCAGCGAGGCUGUCCAGCAGAGGAAAGCUCAGCUAUCCGAACUGCAGGAGUGGGUCGAGCAGAGGGAAAAAGAUAUGGCCACUGUGGAUACGCUCUGCUCCACUGCUUCAGAGUCAGUGGUCCAGUGUGAGACGCUGGUGAAAGAGCUGUACAGUAAGAUGGGUCUGGUGUAUCGAGAGAGCAGCUCUGAAGACGAGACCGGAGGCGAGGGCAGCGCUUCUGAGGUCAUUGAAAUUGACGACGAUGAUGACGACGAUGUCAUUGCUGUGGGCUGUGUGGUUCCACCAAAGAAAGUUGUAACACCAGUCAAAGAGUCAACGUUUAAGGAAGCAUCUGCGGUGCUUCAGAGAACUUCACAGCAAGUGCAGAACUUGAUGCAGACAGUCACCAAGACGGCCCCAUCUGGGUCCAAUGCAAUCGUCCCGCCUAAAGUGGUGGCCCCUCCCUCUCAGACCCGGGGCCCCAUGAUGAAUAUUCCAGCUGUGUUUGUGUCCUCGGCCCCAGGAAACUCGGCCACCCAGCCAAACCCGGCCCUGAAGCAGGACGCCAUGAAGGUCAACAUGAGCAUUCUGGGUAAAAAACGUACCAAGACGUGGCAUCGUGGAAUCCUAGUUGCCAUCAACUCAGUCGGCAGCAGCUUUAAGUACAAGGUGAAGUUUGAGAAUAAGGGGAAAAGUCUGCUGUCUGGAAAUCAUGUGGCCUUCGACUAUCACCCCACCCUGGAGAGGCUGUAUGUGGGAGCCCGCGUCGUUGCCAAGUACAAGGAUGGUAACCAGGUGUGGCUUUACGCUGGUAUCGUGGCGGAGAUGCCAAACAGCAAGAACCGCAUGAGGUUCCUCAUCUUUUUUGAUGAUGGCUAUGCUUCCUACGUGGGCCUUCCUGAACUCUACCCUGUUUGCAGACCCCUGCAGAACACAUGGGAGGACAUAGAGGACGAGUCGUGUCGGGAUUUCAUUAGGGAGUACAUCACAGCGUACCCUAACAGGCCCAUGGUCCUACUGAAGCCAGGCCAGAUCAUCAAGACAGAGUGGGAGGGGACCUGGUGGAGGAGCCGUGUGGAGGAAGUGGACGGCAGCCUCGUCAAAAUGCUCUUUUUGGACGAUAAGCGCAGCGAGUGGAUCUAUCGUGGCUCCACCCGCCUGGAGCCCAUGUUUAAUCUGAAAAUAAGCGCAGCCAACAACCAGGAUAAGAAGCUGGGUGCUCCGCAGCGGCCGCGACCCAACAUGGGAGCACUGAGAGCUAAAGGGCCUGUGGUGCAGUACGGCACUAAUGAGAACAAUUCAUUACUCAAUCGGCCCCCAGGGCCCCAUCCUAUGCCACCUCGACUGCAACCCCCUAUGCUUGUACAGCCCCUCCGCAUUGAGAGUCCAAUGAUUAAGAAGACCACAUUUAUAGCACCACCUCGGCAGGGCAUGACCACUGACUUUCAGCUCAAAACCUACAGCGUGAUUCCCCAAACUCACGGACCCAGGCUCCUGCAGCCCGGUCCGGUGCACACCCUGAUGCCGUUGGUCCCACCCCAGCAGCCCCUGCAGCCCCUGCAGCCUGCAGUGUCGGUGUAUGGCGGUGAGCGGAUCCCUCAGGAGCCGUCCUAUCAGGCCCCGAACGACCGCCUCUUCUACCUCACUCACACCUGCACACCAGACUGCCUCAAACGCAUCCGCCCCACCAGAACCAACCUGCACCGCGGCCGCAACCCCCUCCUCACCCCACUGCUCUACGAGUUCCGCCGCAUGACCGCCCGCAGACGCCUCAACCGCAAGAUGUCAUUCCACGUCAUCUAUAAGUCUCCGUGUGGCCUGAGCCUGAGGAACAUGGCGGAGAUCCAGCGCUACCUCUUCCAGACGCACUGUGACUUCAUCUUCCUGGAGAUGUUCUGCCUGGACCCCUAUGUGCUGGUGGAUCGACGCUUCCAGCCACAGAGGCCCUUCUACUUCAUCCGGGACAUCACAGUGGGCCGUGAAGACAUCCCCCUGUCCUGUGUGAACGAGAUUGAUAACACGCCCCCUCCCAACGUCGCCUACAGUAAGGAGCGGAUCCCUGCGGACGGCGUUUACAUCAACACCAGCCCCGACUUCCUGGUGGGAUGCGACUGCACUGACGGCUGCCAGGACAAGUCGAAGUGUUCCUGCCACCAGCUGACCCUGCAGGCUACAGGGUGUACUCCUGGGGGUCAGAUAAACCCCAAUGCUGGAUACAAUUACAAGAGACUGGACGAGUGCUUGCCCACAGGGAUAUAUGAGUGUAAUAAGCGGUGCCGCUGUAAUCCUCAGAUGUGCAUUAACCGCUUGGUGCAGCACGGUCUGCAGGUGCGUCUGCAGCUGUUCAAAACCCAGAACAAAGGCUGGGGCAUCCGCUGCCUCGAUGAUGUGGCCAAAGGCUCCUUCGUCUGUAUUUAUGCAGGGAAAAUCCUCACGGAUGAUUUUGCGGACAAAGAGGGCUUGGAGAUGGGAGAUGAAUACUUUGCCAACCUGGACCACAUCGAGAGUGUGGAAAAUUUUAAGGAGGGCUAUGAGAGCGAAGCACACUGUUCGGACAGCGAGGGCAGCGGGGUGGACAUGAGCCGGGUGAAGAUGCGAAAUCCAGCCCAGGGCAAAAAUGCUUUCAAGUCCGAUGACCGCAAUAGCAGCACCACUGGCAAAGGCCAGGACUCCACUGACGAGGGCGACAGCGAUGAGGACAAGGAGUCAAACCCCGACGAGAGCGAUUCCUCAGAUGACACAUUCGUGAAAGACACGCACUACACCUCCAGCUCAGUGUGGAGGAGCUACACCACCCGCCGGCAGUCCAAGGGACUGAAAGAGGAUAGUCAGGACAGUAAGGACGGGCUGAGCGUGUCCGGCGGAGGGACAGAGGACAGGAAGCCGCCGCCCGUGCCGGAGGAGAGCGGGAAGAGUAAAGUGGCCUCAUGGCUGACCAGCCAGUCUGAGUCUGCUGGGGCUGAAAACGUCAAAAUAGAGGGAGGGACGAAGACAGAAAAGAAGGAAGUGAUGACCCUCUCAGACAGUGAUGACGUGCAAACGAUCAGCUCUGGCUCAGAUGACAACAAAGAGCGUGAAAAGAAGACUCAAGGUACGACAGAGACCAAAAGAGCUGUGGUGAAGAGGCAGGUGGCGGUGAAAUCAACACGAGGCAUCGCCUUAAAGUCCUCUCACGGUAUGAUGAUGAAAACAGGAGGGGGUGGUACUGGAGGAGGAGGGACUGGCGGCUCUGGGGGCAAUCAGGGCCAAGGGGGCACAGAAGGCGCCUCCAAAAACACCCGACAAUUCUUUGACGGCGAAGAGUCUUGUUACAUCAUUGAUGCCAAACUGGAGGGUAACCUGGGACGCUACCUCAAUCAUAGCUGCAGUCCUAACCUGUUUGUCCAGAAUGUUUUUGUGGACACACAUGACCUGCGAUUUCCAUGGGUCGCAUUCUUCGCCAGCAAGCGAAUCCGUGCAGGAACGGAACUGACCUGGGACUAUAACUAUGAGGUGGGCAGUGUGGAGGGCAAAGAGCUGCUGUGCUGCUGUGGGUCCACCGAGUGCCGAGGAAGACUGCUGUAACUUACACACACACACACUUCUCAACCUGUCGUGAAAGCCCUUUAGGAAGUACAGACAGCGCUGCCUGUGGACGUGUCUGUCUUUUGGGCUGUAUUGUCAGAAAGCCUGCCAAGAUCUGCAAGAGGUUGAAAUAAGACAGGAAAUGGAAUGAAACCGUUCUGGUGCUCAGUGUAGCUGUAAAAUUCAUGUUUUUUUCCAGUUCUCCUACGUUAAGCUCUGCCUUACACUCAAGCAAAAGGCCAUAUUAGGUUGUGUUAUCAUAUGUAACAUCACUAUUUUCUACGUUUCUUGCCAUUAACUGAUUGAUGAGCGAACUUCCCAUCUUAUUUUGAGUCAUUUUUGGAAGAUUUUCUUCUUCUUUACUUUUUCUCGUUUUUUUAUAAUCAGCCAUGUUUUAUUUUGUCUGUGUAUCAUGUUUUUUGUCAGUAUGUUUGUAAGGACAGACCAAAUUGUACCCUGGAACACAAUAAACCUUGUCCCUGACAGAAGCA